Messenger RNA from Pseudocercospora fijiensis CIRAD86, 1697 nucleotides. RefSeq lists its product as uncharacterized. The coding region runs from base 1 to 1494 and encodes 497 amino acids. Lineage: Eukaryota; Fungi; Ascomycota; Dothideomycetes; Mycosphaerellales; Mycosphaerellaceae. The transcript has a single exon. The record is from RefSeq and is a predicted model, not a curated record.
AUGGCGCAAGGAACGAAUCCUGAAACUCAGGGAGAGAUUUCAGGCAUAGAAAACGCUCAUCAGUUUGACGACUUCGAAGAGCAGAAUGGGGAGCAGAGAAAGAUGCUCUCGUCGGAGAAUGGCACAGAGGAGCCGGGGAAGCGCACAGAGGGAGAACCGAGCGAAGUCCAGGUCGAGAUUCCGAUGACCAUUGACGUGAGCCGCAGUCGAAGUCCAGCGGUCAGAGCACCCAGCACUGAGCCAGCCAGUCCCGCGCCAUCGGAUGGUCUGAGGCGUGCCAGCUCCAAAAUAGCCAACCUGCGCGCAGCAUUUGAACGACAGAACAGCGCAUCUAGUUUGCCGGUCUCCCCAGGCCCGAGAUCACCAGCUUCAAAAGGGCCAGAUGCGUCGAAGAGGCGGUUCGAUAGGAGUCCUGCCAGAGGACAGGAUGUUGAAUCGAGCAAGAUGAGGGAGCAACAGGAGGCAGAAAUCGCGAGACUGCGGCAUCGCCUGGACGAGGAAGCAGAACUGAGGCAAGCGUUUGAAGACAAGUGCACGGCACUGGAGGAGGAGACGGAAGAACUUCGCGUGCGACUCUCAGAGAAGGAUGCUCAGUGGCGGAAGGAGGUGGAACGAAGAAGCAAGGAGCUCGUCAGGGAGAAGGAGAGGGCUUCGGGAGAGCUCACGAGCAUUCAGCGUCAACUGUACGAAUUGAAAAAGAGCAUUGCGGCGGCGACCAGGCAGCAGUCACAGACCGCGGACUCCACAUUUGCCCAAGAAAUGCAGCAUCUCUAUCACGAGAUCCAGAACUGGGUGGUGAACAACUUUCGUCGAGUCAAGCUCGACAAAUCGCCGGAAGAAAUGUGCGCUCGAUUAGAAGCUGUUGCUGAGCCCAAGCACUUGGAGCAUCUGAAGCCAAUUUUUGAGAACUUCGACCCAGCCACGAAACUCUCUGCGUUGCAAGCUGUAACAGCCUAUUACCUCAUGGAAAUCUUUGAGGAGCCCUUACUGUUCGGUAUGCCGCUUGACGAAGCGUGGCGACGCAACGUCAAAGGAGCUGCGGAAACAUUGCCGUCAAUCCUGAGUCCUGCAGCAUUAAACAAGUGGCGAGCGGUCACGCUGGAUGCCAUCAAGCAGAGCACGAAGAUCAAGGCGUCGGUAGAUUCUGCAUCACAGAGCAUGAGCGAGAUGAUAUGCAUCACUUUGAAUGCCUUGACGGAGGUGGAGGAAGGAAAAGCAAAGGUCGCGUCAUUGAAUGCUAUCAUUAGACGGACCAUCUCUCUGGCUCACUUGUUCCGCGUCCAGCGCGCUCAGUAUGACUUCAUCCUUCCACCCCCUGGUACUGCAUAUUCCGCCGAUGCUAUGGAGGACAGCUCGCUUGAAGGAGAAGAUCCCGUAGCGACCACAAUCCGAUGUGCGACCUUCCCUGCCGUAUGGAAACGUGGCGAUGAAAAUGGCGACAACCCAGAGCUUUCGAAUGUCGUCCUGAAAGCCAACGUGCUUUGCAACCCAUGAAGAUGCCGUCUCUGUACUCAUAAUGUGUGCUCACGAUUCCUUGACGAUGGUCGCCGGCUAGACUCUCGUGACACUGUGGCAGAGCCUCCAGCAGAUUUGGAGCCGCCACGAUGCACGACUGCAAGAGAACGCUUUGUAGACUGUGGACCAGCUGUUCGCGCCUCCGUGAGGUCUGAUGUAGGCAAACCAGAGAACUGUCGCGG